GGGAGGGAGGAGCGACUGGGUCGGGCCUCUGGACCCGAGAUCCGAAUUCGAGCAGGGAUGGAGCCGGAAGAGGGGACUCCUUUGUGGCGGCUGCAGAAGCUUCCAGCUGAACUGGCCCUGCCGCUUCUUCACAAAAUAGUUGAUGGCAUUUGUGGCCGAAUUUACCCUCUCUACCAGGAUUAUCAGAGUGUGUGGGAUUCCACAGAAUGGAUGCAUGUUCUAGAAGAUACUACCAAAUUUUUCAAAGCUGUAGUUGGUAAAAAUUUAUCUGAUGAAGAGAUAUCUCAGCAAUUGAAUGAGUUGAACUCAUUUAAUCAAGAAGCUAUCAUGAAAUGCUUAAAAAGUAGAAAAGAUGAAAUUAAGCAGGCUUUGUUAGGAGAAAUAGUUGAUAUUUCCUCUGCACAGCUACAGGAUUUUGAUUGGCAGCUAAAGCUUGCACUUUCCAGCGACAAGAUUGCUACAUUACAGAUGCCACUUUUAAACCUUCAUCUUGACGUAAAAGAAAAUGGUGAAGUCAAACCAUAUUCUAUUGAAAUGAGUAAAGAAGAGCUGCAAAAUCUAAUAAAUUCCUUGGAAGCAGCUAAUAAGGUCAUCCUGCAGUUGAAAUAACUGAAAAUGGUGAAUACCAACAUUAUCAGAUUAUGCUGCUACAACUGAUAUCAGAGAGAAUCCUGUGUGUUCAGAAAACCUACAAUGCACUAUAUGUGAGGCUGAGAAAGCAGCCGUAUUGAGAUUACAAAGAUUAAAAUUGAUCAACUUUCCUAAAGAACAGGAAAUUACAUGGUCGACAGGAAGGACAUAAAAAAUUAAAGAUGAAAAACCAUAAUAGCAGUGUAUAUUUUCAUGAUGACUGUUCUGCUUCACUUAUUAAAUAUUUGAGAAAUCUUUAUAGGUAUAGAGUUUUAUUGAAAACUAAAAAUAGGCUCUAAAGUAAUGUAAAUAUGCAAAGCACAAAUAAACUUGAAUCUUGCUUAAAGAAGUAUGUGAAUAUCAAGGAUGUGUAUUAUGGAUAUAUAUGACUAAUUUGUGAUAUUUUUGAAAAAUAACUUUUAAGGAAUGUAUAAGCUGCAUGUGUAACUCAGGAGAUCCCAUAUCUUACUAAUAUUUCACAAGAAAGAUUAGGAAAUGUAAAAAUUCUCAGAGAAAAGCUCUUCAGACAUGAAUAAGAAAAAAUAAAUCUGUGAACAAUUUUGAGUUUGUGAAUUCUAGAAACAAAUCUUAUACUAAACCAUAGGGAAAAUGCAAUAAUAGUAUAUGUCAUUGUAUAAUGUAUAUAUUACUAUUAAAAUAUCAGCUAAGAUUAUAUAUAUAUCAAUUUUUGUUAUAAACUCUUAUGUUGAAUUUAACAGUUUUGGAUGUUUAUUGGCAAACAUCAUUUUUAAUUUCAGUCAAGUUUAGAGAUAAGCAUUCUGAACAAAUAAAAAGUACACUUUUUUUUAUUGCUUUCUUUCAAAUAACUUUCUGUAUAACUCAGUGAUAUGUAAUUAAUUGGUACCUGCUGUUUGCAAGCUUUGUAGUUCAUUAGAGCAUGAGACCAUUAUAUGAAGUGUCUAGAGCGGUUGUUACUAUUCUCAUAUAGAUGAGGAUGGGCUUAGAGAGGUUAGCACAUACCCGAGUGUGAUCCAGAUGGUGCUCUCAAAAUGUGCCUGUAGACCGAUGCGGUCAAACAGAUGGGGAGCUAGCUGGUGCUGGAAUGUUCCUCAGCAUACUGCUUUCUUCACUGGGAAAUUGUGGUUAUGGAAAACAAUAUUGGCCGAACUACAUAGUGUGCUUACGGAGGUAGUUGAUUUCUCUUCUUGGGUAAGUUCCUGAUGUCAUGAUGGACCAGUAACAGCACUGAGUAAUGCUGAUACAGGGCCCUUCUGAAUUUCAGCCUUCCACACAGCACUUCCUCUGAGAAGGAAAAAGUCUUCUUAGUCCCCUGUCACUGUAUUAGCAUAUCUAAACACUUUAUUGAAAUCUGACUGAUAUACUAUAAACUGCACGUAUUUGAAGCUUACAAUCUGAUAAAUUUUGAUAUACCCGUAUGUACACCCAGGAAAAUGAUACCUCAGUCAAGGUGGUGAGCAUAUCAGUCGCUCCUGAAAAUGUCUUCUUACUCCUUUGUAAAUUCUGCUCCUGUGCCCGCCCCCUCUGCCCAGAUAACCACUGAUUUGCUUCCUGCCACAAAAAAUUCUGAUUUGUUCACCUUUUCAAGAGUUAUUAAAUGGGAUCGUACAGUA
Artibeus jamaicensis (Jamaican fruit-eating bat) is the source of this 2222-nucleotide messenger RNA. It is a transcript of the gene COMMD8, whose product is annotated as COMM domain containing 8. The transcript is spliced from 5 exons. The record is from RefSeq and is a predicted model, not a curated record. The coding region runs from base 58 to 609 and encodes 183 amino acids. NCBI's taxonomy places the organism in Eukaryota, Metazoa, Chordata, Mammalia, Chiroptera, Phyllostomidae.